AAUGAGACUGGUCUUGAAGUAACAAUGCUUUCAUCCGGUGUUUCGCUCAUCUAUUCUUUCUUCAUGGAUGCUAAAAAACGCGCUCAUCGCAUGCCUAUGGACAUAAAGUCUGUAGUAGAAGACGUAUCGAAGCGAGAAGUGCCAAAACAUCAGCGAUCACUAGUAUUGGAAGUGAUGGCCACGGAUCCGAACACCGAUGAAGACGUUGAAGUUCCAUACAUUCGAUACGUGCUGUAG
This is a messenger RNA of Cylicostephanus goldi, 237 nucleotides long. The record is from the annotation of a GenBank genome assembly. NCBI's taxonomy places the organism in Eukaryota, Metazoa, Nematoda, Chromadorea, Rhabditida, Strongylidae.